UCUGGUUUUCUCUCCGUCGCCAUGGUGCCAGUUGGUUUCCGUGGGCUUCACCUCCAGCUGUGUGUGAUACCUCGGCGUCGAGUCGAGACAACACCAUGGCAAAUGUCACGCGGCCAACGUUAAUGCGUGACUUGUCAAGGAAGCGGCGAAGAACCAUGAAGUUGGCGACGCUGCUGUUUUACGCCGGCGCUCUGGGGCUUCUUGCUGUCGGCCUGAGAGAGUUCUUCACUGGCUUUGAGGAAAACAGAUGCAGUAUGACCUACAUGUACGAAUACCCCGAGUAUCGGCGUGUGACGUUGCCUCGCCGGGUGGCUAGACUGUACCCAGCGUACGGGCUCUAUCUGUAUGGUGAGGGUCUGUACGCCCAGGAAACCCGUGAGCUUCAACUCUUUGGUGCCCCUGUGCUCUUUUUGCCUGGAAAUGCAGGAAGCUACAAGCAAGCUCGUUCUCUCGGCUCAGUGGCCUUGAGAAAAGCGGAGCAUGCCGAAGGGGGUCUCCACUUCAACGUGUUCACCGUGGACUUCAACGAAGAAAUGGUGGCCUUGUACGGUGGCAGUUUAUGGCAGCAGACAGACUUCCUGCACGAGAGCAUCAAGGCCAUUCUGAAACUUUACAAGCACCUGAAGACGCCUCCCCAAAGCGUGGUACUUGUGGGCCACUCCAUGGGCGGCGUGGUGGCUCGGGCGCUGUUCAUGUUGCCCCACUUCAACACCACUAUGGUCCGUCUUAUCAUCACUCAGGCGUCCCCUCAUGUUGCUCCAGUGCUUGUCUUGGACCCUUACCUGCUGGAUUUUUAUUCUUCACUGAGGAAAAAGUGGGUGAAGCAGGCAGAUGAGCUGAGGAACGUCACAGUUUUAUCAGUUGGCGGUGGUCACCGUGAUUACCAAGUGCGCUCAGGACUCAUCUCUCUACCCUGCCCUCCAGGAGACCCAAGUAAAUUGUCGCUGGUGGCCACUGCAGUUCCUAGGACUUGGGUUUCCACUGACCACCUAUCCAUUGUGUGGUGCAAAGAGCUCAUUCUUGCUACUGUCAGGGCUUUCUUCGACCUUGUCGAUCCAGAAACCAGACAGUUCACAGACAACCCAAUGAAGAAGAUCGCCGUACUCAAACACCACUUCAUUCGACACCCUGCCAGAAUGUUGGGAGAAACUCAAAAACCCUCUGUCUCCACGCUAGAUGCUCCAGAGGCAUGGAGUGAAGUGAACACUUUGCGUCUGGCAUAUACCACAACAAAGGAAGUAGAAGUCAAAUACUUUGUGUUCGCCCUUUCAAGCCGUAGGAAGGCUUACAGUGAUUUCUACUGUCGGAGCAGCAACCAGGACAUGACAAGCUGGUUGUACGGCUGUGUGCACUGGAAUGGUUCUUCAUGUGUGCACAUGGUGGAUUUGUCCAAGGGCGCUGAGCUUCUGCCUCCUUAUAAGGUCUUGACGCUAAAUCUCAGUGACUUGUCUUCAUUCACACAUCUGGUGGUCUCGGCGUCCAACGUUAAUGGCAAAGAGUUCACAGUGGAGUGCGAGUGGCAAAGGCAUCAAUCUCUGACUCUUUCGGCCUCUGUUCCACAUGUUCUCUCCUUUGGGCUGGCAGUCAGCGAAGUGACUAUAAACUUUAGUGGCCUUUUCCACACCAUUGAGCUGCAACAUUUCCACCAGGUCUAUCAGGCUUUCAGAAUUAAUGUUGCAAGUCAGUGUAAGGUACAAAAAGUUCGUGUGCCACCCAGUGUCUACAGAAUGCAGGUACCGUGGUUCCUGGAGGACUCUUUAGUAACAGCCAGUGUUCCAUCAGUGACGGAGAUUUCAGGGAUGCUCCACACUAACCGUCCGGACAAUUCAUCCAGUGUCCUCCUUCAGCUCCACACUGCACCCAACUGCCAAUAUAAGGUCUCAGUGAGAUCGUCAUUUCCCAGAGUGCUGGGACAGAUCCUGCGCUUCUUUGGCCCCAUGGUGCCAGUGUACACUACUGUAACCCUCCUGCUGUCCUGCGGUUGUCAGAUGUCCGCCAUCAGGAAGUCGGGGAGACCUGCCAACAUUAGUCUCGCGCUUGGCAAAGGGCUCCAGCCUCAUAAAGUCAACCUGUCUGUUUAUAUCCUGCACAUUCUAUUGAGUUGUAAUUGGUUAAAAGACACAUGGUCGGUGCUUUGCCUUCCCUUGAUGGACGUCACCCCUCCCAUCUUCCCUGAUGCGGCGUUUCUCAACAGCCCAACGCCAUCUGCAGAGUGGUCGUACACCCUGCACCCACUCCUCUACAUUUUUGGCGCUGCGGUGGCAUUUUGGGGCAGCAUGUUGAUCCGACUCUUUACCCAGCUCAUUUCGUUGAUCUUAGCUGUGCUGUACAGACCGUCCAUCUCAAGAGACUGUGGCACUCUGCGCAUGCGGACCCAAGUUCUCGUCGUGGUAGCUCUCACAAUCGUGGGCUGGACAACCUGUGGAGUGCUGUCAAUCACGACCGCCUUUUUGUUUCACCUGUACAGGGUACUGAGACUACAAAUGACAGAAAGAUCCUUGCGUCACAUUCUCAAUCUGGCACCCCAGAACCACAAGGAAAAUUCCGGAGCAGAGACCAAACAAAGUAAUGACUUGCCCCUGCUGUCGGAGUGGGCUCUACAGGAGGCCCAGGAUGACCUGCAGCUCCACCUGGGUCUGUCUGCUCUCUUUACUGUCCCUGUGAUGCUCAGCACACCCUCGCUUAUCCACUGGAUCCGCAACCUGAGGUACUCCACCCAUCUUGAUCCCGACCCCUGUUGGCCAUACUUUGUACCUCUGAUUGUCGCCUACGUGGUGCUUAUUAACUGUGACACGCUGACGAUCGCCAACAGCAAACUCCUGCAAUUAACAUCCUUUCUCCCAUUGCCUGUGUCCAUCGCUAUGGUGAUGUUCUCCCCACUGCACCUGUACAGAGUGAUGUACUUCCUGUUGGGAGCCCUUGUGCCCAUGGCGUUGUGUUGUGUUCUCUGAUGGUAUCUGGUAUUGUGUUGAUUUUUUUUUUUUUUUUUUUUUUUUUUUUUAAACAAGCCCCACUACUCCAAAAAGGUUUUUUUUGUGAACCCUUGAUGAUAUUGUCUUAUUAUUUGUUUACCUUGGAGCAGAGCCUUAGACAUACAUUCAUCAGCAAACUGCCUUCUUGAUGCAGUGGUACCUCGACUUACGAGUAACCCGAAAUAUUAGCCGAAGUAUUUAACCAAACCACGUAACUUUCGAAAGUCCACUAUCUUAACACAAACACACAUUGCAAAAUGCCAUAGGUGAGCGAAAAACGCCUUAUUCCUUGCUUAUUUCCAUUUUCCCCCCUGGUCCUCAGCUGAUGCAUGUUUUUUAAAUUUAUUUUAUGGCAAUUACAAUGGAACGGUAAUUAUUUGCAAUCAGGCUCUGUGCCUAUCCCCUGUGAAUAGCGCGUGUCCAUUGUCUUCUUUAUCCUCUAUGAAGAACAACGAAUAUUACUGCAGUUCACUGAGCUUGCAAGA
Syngnathoides biaculeatus (alligator pipefish) is the source of this 3457-nucleotide messenger RNA. It is a transcript of the gene pgap1, whose product is annotated as post-GPI attachment to proteins inositol deacylase 1. The coding region runs from base 96 to 2951 and encodes 951 amino acids. The transcript is spliced from 26 exons. Gene Ontology annotation, molecular function: phosphatidylinositol deacylase activity. NCBI's taxonomy places the organism in Eukaryota, Metazoa, Chordata, Actinopteri, Syngnathiformes, Syngnathidae. Gene Ontology annotation, cellular component: endoplasmic reticulum. Gene Ontology annotation, biological process: endoplasmic reticulum to Golgi vesicle-mediated transport; GPI anchor metabolic process. The record is from RefSeq and is a predicted model, not a curated record.